AUGGUAACUGAGUUUGGGUUUUGUAGCGGAAACCCAACCCCGAUUUGCAGAAAAGAUGAAAAGCAGGCCUUGCUGUGCUUCAAGAAGGGGUUAAAGGAUCCAUCCAGUCGGCUUUGGUCUUGGGUUGAUAUUGAUGGAGACUACGAUUGUUGUAGUAAAUGGGAUGGAGUUGUGUGCAACAACGUAACUGGCCAUGUCACUGAGCUCCACCUCGCCAAUCCCGCUCCAGGCAAUGGCAGUUCAGCUUUUGGCGGUGAACUAAGUUCCUGUUUGCUGGAAUUGAAACAACUAAGUCACCUGGACCUUAGCGGAAAUGAUUUUGAAGGAACUCCCAUCCCAGGCUUCCUAGGAUCUCUACUAAAUCUAGAAUAUCUCGAUCUAUCAGAAGCUGGAUUCGAAGGUGACAUUCCUCAUCACCUGGGAAAUCUUACAGGUUUACACAUGUUGAGUAUUCGCGGCAUUGCUUACUCUCUUGGUGGUCUCAAAGUUGAUAGCCUGGAAUGGUUAUCAAGUCUUUCCAAUCUCCAGCAACUGGACUUGAGCUAUGUGGAUCUAAGCAACGCACUCAACUGGGUAGAGGUCACUUCUGCUCUUCCUUCUUUACAUCACCUUAGUUUCUCUGGUUGUAGUCUUGCUAACAUAUCCCCUUCACUUCAUCAUCCCAACAACUAUUCCUCCCUUUUGGUCCUGGACCUUUCUCUUAAUACCUUCAAUUAUUUUCUCCCUAAAUGGAUUUUCAAUCUCAACACCCUCGUUUCUCUUGACCUGCGUGAAAGUAGUUUUCUGGGUCCCCUACCUGAUACUGGUCCUUGGAACUUUUCAUCUCUUGAAGCCCUUCACAUCUCUUUUAAUCUUCUCGGCGGGUCUUUACCCAGUCAUGCAAACUUGCCUAAGCUCAAAGUAUUUGACACUUCUCUUAACAUGUUCAAUUCUAGCUUGCCACAGUGGAUAUUUAGGUGUAAAGAAUUACAAAAGCUUGAUCUUCAAGCUAACCUGUUUUCAGGCCCUGUUCCUAGUAGUGUGGGGGAAAUGAAAAGGCUAAGAUAUCUUGAUCUUUCUUCAAAUGAAUUGAGUUCUACCAUACCAAGUUGGAUUUAUGAAUGCCCUGAGUUGACCCAUCUUGAUCUUGGUUACAACCAAUUUCAGGGCACCAUUUCGAAUUCCAUUUCCAACUUGACUUCUUUGGCUUACUUCAGUGUCUCUAAUAAUAACAUGCUUAGUGGAGAAGUGUCUAAAAAGAUGGGAAAACUUUGCGAGCUAAAGUGGCUUUCUCUGUCAGUAAACAAGUUUUCUGGAUUAAUUUCUGAGUUGUUCCAAAGUAUGUCUGGGUGUGUUUUGUAUGGAUUAGUGGGUUUGCAUCUAGACAAUAAUCAGUUUUCAAGCCCAAUGUUUGAGAGCUCAUUAACAUUUCCAUCAUUGACAAGUUUGGGCCUGGGAGGUAACAAGAUAAAUGGAACACUUGGUGAAAGUUUGGGGAAAAUGUUUCCAAUGUUGCGAUCUUUGGAUAUUUCCAAUAACAUUUUAGAAGGUGUUGUGACCCAAAACCACUUUGUUAAUCUAAAAGGGUUGGUGUCCUUCCAUGCAUCUGGAAAUAGAUUAACAUUGAAAGUGAGCUCCAAUUGGCUACCUCCCUUCAAGCUCAAGAAGCUUGGGCUGGGAAGUUGGCACUUGGGUCCUCAAUUUCCAAUUUGGUUGCAGUCACAAAAACAGAUUUCUAAGGUGGAUAUAUCUAAUGCUGGAAUCAAAGGUGAAGUUCCAACUUGGUUUUGGAACUUAUCCUCCCAAAUGUCUCUCCUCAAUCUGUCUCAUAACCUAUUUUGUGGUCCAUUGCCUCAAACAUCACUUGCCAAAACCAAAUUAUUGGACUUGUCAAACAAUUUCUUCUCGGGAAAUGUUGUUCGUUUCUUAUGCCAUCCUCAAAAUGGAUCGAACAGGCUUAAGAGGCUUUAUCUGAGAAGAAACGAUUUAUCCGGUCAAAUUCCUGAUGAUUGUUUGAGUAAUUGGCCAGCAUUGCAAGUUUUAGACAUGGCAAAGAAUAAUUUGAGUGGAAGAAUUCCCAAAUCUGUUGGGCUUCUAAAGUCAUUGUCAUCAUUGGAGUUUCAUGGAAACAAACUUUUUGGCAAUAUACCUUCAUCUCUACAAAAUUGCACCAAUUUAUUCAAACUUGACUUGGGUGAAAAUGAACUAGAAGGGAGUAUUCUAAGUUGGCUUGGGAGUUCAUCACUUUAUUCUAGUUUAGUUAUUCUAAGGCUUCGUUCAAAUAAGUUCCAUGGUGAAUUGCCUCCAGAUCUUUGCCAGCUUAAAUAUCUUCAGAUAUUGGACGUUGCUAAUAACAACAUCAUCGGUAGCAUUCCGAGGUGUCUUAACAAUCUCACGUCAAUGGUCGAGCAGAAUGAGAUUGAUUUUGGAGAAAUGGAUACUUUAACAAAAAUAUUCUUGGGAGAAAGUGCUACAGUGAUCACUAAAGGGCAAGAGUACCAAUACUCUACCAUUAUAUUGGUGUUGUUUGCAAGUUUUGAUCUUUCAAACAACAAUUUUUCUGGGGAAAUACCUGUGGAGCUGACCACUUUACUGGAAUUAAGAUCCUUGAACUUAUCAAGAAAUAAGUUGACAGGAAACAUUCCCAAGGAAAUAGGAAACAUGAAGCAAUUAGAAUCCAUUGAUCUAUCAAGAAACCAUCUUUCUGGAGAAAUUCCCUACAGUCUCUCAAAUCUCAACUUUCUGAGUUACUUGAAUUUGUCUUAUAACAAUCUGUCUGGGAAGAUCCCUACUGGUACUCAACUUCAAAGCUUCAAUGCAUCUUGUUAUGUUGGUAACAAUCUUUGUGGGCCUCCUCUCCUUGGAUGUAGCAAUGAUGAUGAUGUUCCUGAUGAAGAAGAAGACAGAGGAGAUGAUUUUGAGGCAAAGUGGUUUUAUAUUAGCAUGGCUAUAGGAUUUGUUGUGGGAUGGUGGGGCAUCUGGGGACCUUUGUUUGUUGUGAAAUCUUGGAGGUAUGCUUAUUUUCAGUUUAUAGACAAUAAGUUAAAGUCUCUUUCAAAAUGGUUUGGAUAG
This is a messenger RNA of Ipomoea nil (Japanese morning glory), 3051 nucleotides long. RefSeq names its product LRR receptor-like serine/threonine-protein kinase GSO2. NCBI's taxonomy places the organism in Eukaryota, Viridiplantae, Streptophyta, Magnoliopsida, Solanales, Convolvulaceae. Gene Ontology annotation, molecular function: protein binding. The transcript has a single exon. The record is from RefSeq and is a predicted model, not a curated record. Bases 1 to 3051 code for a protein of 1016 amino acids.